Messenger RNA from Lycium ferocissimum, 1679 nucleotides. RefSeq lists its product as uncharacterized. Gene Ontology annotation, biological process: base-excision repair. NCBI's taxonomy places the organism in Eukaryota, Viridiplantae, Streptophyta, Magnoliopsida, Solanales, Solanaceae. Gene Ontology annotation, molecular function: DNA-3-methyladenine glycosylase activity. Bases 433 to 1551 code for a protein of 372 amino acids. The record is from RefSeq and is a predicted model, not a curated record. The transcript has 6 exons.
CACACACACACACACACACACACACUCCUCACUCACUCACUACUUCUCUGUCUAAAACUCACUGAAAAAAAGAAAAAGGAAAAAAACCCUCUUUCUAUUUCCAGAUCAAGAACCCCAUCACAUUUCUACAUUUUCUUUUUUCUCUCUAUACAUUCCCCAAAAAUAUAUAUUUUUUUUAAAAAAAUAUAAAGAAAAGGAGAGAGAGAAAAGCAUAGUUAGUAUCACUGAGAAGUGAGAAACAGCUUUUUGUUUCCUUCAAAGAAAAAUGAAGUUCUGAAAAGACAAAGUCUUAGUUCCAUCUCUGCUAAAAAUAGAAAGAGAAUGCUUAAUGGAAUCUUUAUCUUUCAAGGCGGUGAUAGAUGUAUGGAAUUUUGAGGAUUUGGAGGCCUUGAAGUUGAAUUAGUUGACAGAAGCCGAGGGGAGUUGCUUUCGAUGUCAGGAGCUUCAAGGGUAAGGUCAAUGAAUGUAGCUGAUUCAGAAGCAAGGCCAGUUCUUGGACCUGCUGGAAAUAAGGCACAAAGGUCACCCGGUUCAAGAAAAUCCCUUUCGAAACCUACGAGAAAGGCAGUGAAGUCAAAAGAGGAAGUUGAGAUGGAAGAUAAAAAUGGUCACCAACCAUCCCCUUCGUUGCAUUCUUUUGAUGUUGUUCCUUCGAUACUUAGGCGACAGGAGUCGUUGUAUUCUAACCUGUCACUUAGUGCUUCGUGUUCUUCUGAUGCUUCAACGGAUUCAUUUCACAGCAGUGCUUCAACUAGUAGGAUAUAUAGAAUGAAUAGUAUCUCAAGUAGAAGGAAGCAGUUGGCAUCGAAGUCCAAAAGGAUUGUUUCAGAUGAUAUAACAAACUCUUCAAUUGACAGUUUGCAAACGAAGAAAAGAUGUUCCUGGGUGACACCUAAUACAGAUCCAUCUUAUGCUAAUUUCCAUGAUGAAGAAUGGGGAGUUCCAGUCCAUGACGACAAGAAACUAUUCGAGCUCCUUGUCCUUUGCGGGGCAUUGGCUGAACUGACAUGGCCUUCCAUUCUUUGCAAAAGGCAUAUAUUCAGAGAAGUAUUUGCAGAUUUUGAUCCCAUAGUAGUGGCCAAGUUGAACGAAAAGAAGACUUUAGCUCCUGGAAGUACAGCAUGCUCACUAUUAUCUGAACUUAAACUGCGAGGCAUCAUUGAAAAUGCUCGUCAAAUGUUGAAGGUUAUAGAUGAGUUUGGAUCAUUUGACAAGUAUAUCUGGAGCUUUGUGAACCACAAGCCUAUAGUAAGCGGAUUUAGAUAUCCUCGUCAGGUUCCAGUGAAGACAUCGAAAGCGGAUCUGAUUAGCAAAGACCUAAUAAGGAGAGGUUUUCGGGGCGUGGGACCAACUGUGGUCUACUCUUUCAUGCAGGUUGCUGGUAUUACAAACGACCAUCUUCUUAGUUGCUUCAGAUUUCACGACUGUGUGGAAUCUGCUGAAGGUAAAGAGAAGGAUUCAAUCAAAGAUGAAACUGAAGCAACACAAGCCAAUGAAGCCAUCGAAACAGAGAUAUGUAGAUCGAUCGAUGAUUUGAGUUUCUCCUCGUAGUGAUUAUCAUCUUUGUGUUAUUCGGUGAUAUAAAGACUUGUAACAACUGGUUAAAUUCACAUAGAUUAGCUGCAAAACUGGUUGUGUACAGAAAUGAGUCAAUAUCUAUGAAUCAUAGAAUUCUUAGA